UCUUCUUCCUCUGCUCACAACACAAGCAGGUAGUUCAAAGCGCUCCUCUGCGUAGUGAAACCAACCGCGUGAGGUGCUUAUUGCCAGCUAGAGGCUGCAAAGAUGUCGCAGAGGCCAGGAAGGCACCAAAGGCGGGCGUCGCAGAGCGUGUUCGUGCUGCCGGAGAACUUCGCCCUGGAGGACGUGCCGGCGGCCGUGGCCGAGGGCGGCGGCGUCGAGCAGCGGAAGCCCGCGGCCGCGGACGGGGCCGAGCUGCAGGCGGCGAGGCAGGCGGGGCGCCACCGGCGGGCCAUGUCCAUGGCCGUCGCCUCCCGGGACCUGGAGAUGAUCUCGGAGGACAUUGGGAGCUACAAGUACGGUGCGUAGAGGUAGAUCACACGAGGUCGUGUGUGUGCUUGCCUUGCCUGCUUGGCUGGUACGUGUGCCCCCUCCGGACCGGCGGCGGCGGUUCUCCGGCCGUUUAGGUGCAAAGCAAGUGGCUGUAUUCCGAUCGGGUCCGGUGUCCCCUCUCCUGUGCUGUCGUUGUUUUCGUGAUGUAUUGAUGCUGCUUCUUCUGUAAUGCUUAUUCGCCUUCUUGUUCUUGAUCUAGAAGUAAAUAAAAAAAAUACUUCAGCUUCGACGUUUUGUCAGGU
Sorghum bicolor (sorghum) is the source of this 632-nucleotide messenger RNA. RefSeq lists its product as uncharacterized. NCBI's taxonomy places the organism in Eukaryota, Viridiplantae, Streptophyta, Magnoliopsida, Poales, Poaceae. The transcript has a single exon. Bases 103 to 366 code for a protein of 87 amino acids. The record is from RefSeq and is a predicted model, not a curated record.